GCAAGGCGAAAGGAGAAUCAAUCAACCACAAUGUGACCCUACAGGCAGAAAAAACAGCACUCCCACCAGCAAUAGAUGGGGGAUGGAAAGCACAUGUAACAAGGACAAUGUUGCAUCAUGUAUUUAUGCUGGGUUUCUAAAGCACCCUUCUCCCUUUUUAUUUGUUUUUUUUUCCCUUCUCUCUCUCAAUCUACUGUAAUAUAUAAGGAAUCUACGAAAAUGUGCUAACCCGUAAAGAAACUGAAAAGGGUCGUACAGGUUAUCCGAUGAAAAAUAAGACCUGUUUUCAUUAUUGAAUAUCAAUUUUAAUGUAAUCCGUUCUGCUGAUUCACAGUUAUGGAGAGUCUGAUCUACAAGGGGAGAUUAAUUAUGUGCUGCAAGUAAAAAGAAGAAAAGUCCCUGUGUGAGAGUGUGUUUCCUGCAAGAAGUUGAGGCUGAAAACAACCGCUCCUUCAACUGCAAGCUGUGUCUUUCAUACCACGUUGAGUAUGAGGUAACCGGUCAUAGAAAACUUGGUUGGAUAGAGAAUCUGGAGAAAAUACAUCAGUUGAGGAUUUGUCUGCCUUUACCCCCUAUAGAACGGAUCUUACUUCCUGUGAACCUCAUCGGUUUGAGGUGAGGCUAAGAUGAGCAUAACCAGUGACGAAGUGAAUUUCUUGGUGUAUCGAUAUCUUCAAGAGUCAGGUUUUUCUCACUCAGCAUUUACAUUCGGUAUUGAAAGUCAUAUCAGCCAGUCUAAUAUCAACGGGACACUAGUGCCACCUGCAGCUCUCAUCUCUAUUUUGCAGAAAGGAUUACAAUAUGUGGAAGCUGAGAUCAGUAUCAAUGAAGAUGGAACAGUGUUUGAUGGUCGUCCAAUAGAAUCCUUGUCUCUAAUUGAUGCUGUGAUGCCCGAUGUAGUGCAAACUCGGCAACAGGCCUUUCGAGAGAAGUUAGCGCAACAACAAGCUGCUACUUCCACAGCGGCCACCAGCGUAGCACCUGUCACCACAACCUCAUCUGCUCCAGCACAGCAACAGCAGCAGCAGCAGCAGCAGCAACAGAAUACACCAAAGAAUGGAACAGCCUUUGUGAAUGGUGAAGAAAAUGGGGCACAUGUAAUAAAUAACCAUGCAGAACCAAUGGAUAUUGAUGGUGAAGUAGAAAUCCCACCUAACAAAGCAACAGUCCUCCGAGGGCAUGAGUCAGAAGUAUUCAUUUGUGCCUGGAAUCCUGUUAGCGAUCUCCUAGCAUCCGGGUCAGGAGACUCCACAGCAAGGAUAUGGAAUUUAAAUGAAAUCAACAAUAGUAAUUCAACGCAGCUAGUUUUAAGGCACUGUAUUAGAGAAGGAGGGCAAGAUGUUCCCAGCAACAAAGACGUCACUUCUUUGGACUGGAAUACUGAUGGCACGCUGCUAGCUACGGGAUCAUACGAUGGUUUCGCAAGGAUUUGGACGCAAGAUGGUAAUCUUGCAAGUACGUUAGGUCAACAUAAAGGUCCCAUCUUUGCACUAAAAUGGAACAAGAAGGGGAAUUACAUAUUGAGUGCAGGAGUUGAUAAGACAACAAUUAUUUGGGAUGCCCACACAGGGGAGGCAAAGCAACAGUUCCCCUUCCAUUCAGCUCCUGCAUUAGAUGUGGAUUGGCAGAACAAUACUACAUUUGCGUCUUGUAGUACCGACAUGUGUAUUCAUGUUUGUAGACUUGGCUGUGAUCGUCCUGUCAAAACCUUUCAAGGCCAUACAAAUGAGGUCAAUGCGAUAAAAUGGGACCCUUCAGGGAUGCUUCUAGCUUCAUGUUCAGAUGACAUGACAUUGAAGAUCUGGAGUAUGAAACAAGAUGUAUGUGUACAUGAUCUACAGGCCCACAACAAAGAAAUAUAUACAAUUAAAUGGAGUCCAACGGGUCCAGGCACAACCAACCCAAACGCUAACAUCAUGUUAGCAAGUGCUUCAUUUGAUUCUACAGUACGACUAUGGGAUGUUGAGCGAGGUGUCUGCAUCCACACAUUAACCAAACAUCAAGAACCGGUUUACAGUGUAGCUUUUAGUCCUGAUGGGAAAUACCUGGCUAGCGGUUCCUUCGAUAAAUGUGUUCAUAUAUGGAACACUCAGAAUGGAUCUCUAGUACACAGCUACAGGGGAACAGGAGGCAUUUUUGAAGUUUGCUGGAAUGCCCGAGGGGACAAAGUAGGAGCAAGUGCAUCAGAUGGAUCAGUCUGUGUUCUGGAUUUGAGGAAGUAAAAAUAAAUUAAAUCAAGAGUUCAAAAGGACCAGCAGUGAAUAUACACUGUUUGAAAGAAUAGAUUCCGGUAUUGUACGAACUUGAUAAUGCCCAAGUGUACAACAAACCAACCCUCCCAAAAUGAAGAACAUGCAAGGAUGUCGAAAACCUUCAUGGAUCCACUUCAAAAGAUGUCCUAUUGGAGAGGAUGGUUUCCAGCUGGACCGAUUUCAACCUCAGAAGCAUCAGGCCAAUAUCAGAUUCCCGAAGCUGUUUGGUUUGCAGAGUUUGAGUUGUCUGUGAUGGCAGAAACAGCGGUGCCAAAAAAAAGUUUAAUCAAGACAAAAGUGGAAAUAGAAAGCAAAGGCUGUGAUAAACCAAAAGGGAAAACAAAUUUAUAUUAUUUUUGUUUUGUUUUAUCUUACCUUCUUAUGUGGACACUACAUGUUUUCCCAAAGGACCCAUAAAGACUAGUUUUUACUGAUAAAACCAUGUGACUUUGUAACGGCAACACUUUCUAUUUUAUAGACUACUUUUUUGUUUGCAUUUUUCUUUCAGUGGUUUUUCUAUUAUCCUAAAACAAUGGCUCAAGGAAGAUCACAUGGUAGUCUGAGGAACUAACAUUGCUUUCUGUUAAGCUUUUUAAUUUGUUUGGAGUCAAUGUGAUGUGCUCGCUAAUAACACAACAGAUGUUUGCCGUCUCUUCUUGCAAACAUACUUCUGUAGUCACAUCCGUAGUUGUUGACUCAACAUUUCGUUACACCUACAAUGAUGGAGUGUCGGACAACGCAUUUCAUAGCAGUGACUCCUGCUGCACUAAGCUAAGGGUUUUAUCCCUUCCACUGCUUAGCUUUUGAGGGCACUUUUAUGACUUGGUGUCACAUGCUUUUUAUAAAAAUGCAGCGCCGGUAAAGCUUUUUACUAAAUAAAUAAAAAAAAAAAGAAAGAAAGAUGAACUUUUAAGAGAGAGAACCCACUGUAUUUUUGAAAAGAAAAAAACAUAUUUUUUAUGUUGAAAAUGUUAUUCUAAAAAUGAGAAAAAAUUGCAAAUGUUGGGUUUAUCAUGCAAAAAAAUAAAUAAAUAAAAUGCAGGGUAAAUUAAAGAUGAAAUACCCCUUUUAAA
Bombina bombina (fire-bellied toad) is the source of this 3325-nucleotide messenger RNA. RefSeq names its product transducin beta like 1 X-linked (gene TBL1X). The coding region runs from base 627 to 2222 and encodes 531 amino acids. Lineage: Eukaryota; Metazoa; Chordata; Amphibia; Anura; Bombinatoridae. Gene Ontology annotation, cellular component: histone deacetylase complex. The record is from RefSeq and is a predicted model, not a curated record. Gene Ontology annotation, molecular function: transcription corepressor activity; protein binding. Gene Ontology annotation, biological process: regulation of transcription by RNA polymerase II. The transcript has 17 exons.